Perkinsus marinus ATCC 50983 is the source of this 833-nucleotide messenger RNA. RefSeq lists its product as hypothetical. NCBI's taxonomy places the organism in Eukaryota, Perkinsozoa, Perkinsida, Perkinsidae. The record is from RefSeq and is a predicted model, not a curated record. Bases 1 to 768 code for a protein of 255 amino acids. The transcript is spliced from 8 exons.
AUGGCUAGCCGAGAUUUGAGUACCCUAUUCUGUCGUGAGCGGCAACAGCAACAAGCACAGUUCAGCUUAGAGAGACAGUGGACCUUCCGACACGCAGUUUUGCGCGGAGAUGCGAAGAAGCUAGAGUCUCUCGUAGAUGGCGAGGCGGCACAUGCUGCAACAUCCAUCAGGAUGGCCACCGUAUCAGCAUGUGAAGAGUGCGGUGCAUCUCUAUCCCGAUCGUUUCUCGGUCCCUCGGCCAAAGUCUGCUACCUCUGCCAUCGACUGCUCUGUGGAAGGUGUCGCUCGUUCAGCGGUCGUCCAACAUCUGUUUUGCCCCGAGCAAACAGUGCAAGCAGCGGAAUUUGUAAACUGUGUGAGAGCUGUGCAACACUAGUGAAGCUACUCCAGUACCAUCACAAUCCCCUCGAAGGACUCCCGUCUAAGCGGCAAACGAUGAUGCGGAUCCAUAACGACACUUGCGCCGCCACGACUGAGUUCGACAGCGUGAUGAGGAAUUACGAAGGCCUGGCUCGGUUGGUGACCCAGCUGGGCUCUACUCCGCCCGAGAUUGCAGCGGAGGUCACUCCUCUGGAGAAAGCCGUCAAUCAGCGUUUACGAGUCCUCGUGGAGUUACAGCGUGAAGUGGCAGCGUUGCAGUCAACUAAUGCAACGGAUACUAGGGUCCAGUCUGGGCUCCUCCGAUGGCUGCGGAACACUAUCAACGACGCCAAAUUCCAGAUAGCAGUGUCACGUAAAAUGUUGCGUACUGAGACACGGCCGCAAUAGAGAAACCCUCAAUAAUGCAUGGACGACGAUUGUACUCCGUACCAUUGUUCACGGAUACUUCCAUU